This is a messenger RNA of Pichia kudriavzevii, 180 nucleotides long. RefSeq lists its product as uncharacterized. Gene Ontology annotation, biological process: mitochondrial electron transport, cytochrome c to oxygen. Bases 1 to 180 code for a protein of 59 amino acids. NCBI's taxonomy places the organism in Eukaryota, Fungi, Ascomycota, Pichiomycetes, Pichiales, Pichiaceae. The record is from RefSeq and is a predicted model, not a curated record. The transcript has a single exon.
AUGCUUGCUCCAAUCCAAGGUACUAUGAAGAGAAAGAUCAUCAUUGACAUCACUGCCGGCUUUGCCAUUGGUGGUGCCAUGGGUGCAUACUGGUGGACCAUUCACAAAAACAUGGUUGCCACCAGAGAGAACUACUAUGCUGCAUUGGCAGAGAAGAAGAAGAUUGAAGAAUCUGCUUAA